This is a messenger RNA of Phymastichus coffea, 3739 nucleotides long. RefSeq lists its product as uncharacterized. The record is from RefSeq and is a predicted model, not a curated record. NCBI's taxonomy places the organism in Eukaryota, Metazoa, Arthropoda, Insecta, Hymenoptera, Eulophidae. The transcript has a single exon. Bases 224 to 1942 code for a protein of 572 amino acids.
GCGUCGGCCACGUCAUCGCGCUCUCGUCAACGCGCCGUGUGUGCGCCGCGCCGCAGCCGCGAUAUGCAGUGAAAGGAGCGGCGAGCUUUUUCUGGCCUGCUCUCCCCGACCGGCCCGCAGCAUCUCGAGCAGCCAGCCUCCGCAGAGUGAGUGCGUCGGUGUGCCUAUGUGAGAGUGAACGACCUCGCUGCCGCCGAACGACCGACGAGCGCACGGCCCAGAGAUGCGGGGCUCCGGGCAGGAGUCGUCGACGCCGUACUGCCGCUGCCGCGUGCUCUACCUCGGCAGCUCGGUGCCGCACGCCAGCAAGGAGGGCCUGCUCGGCAUCCAGGAGCCGCUGCGCGAGCUCUACCCGGAGCAGGGCGCCCUGGGGGCCCGCGGCAUCGACUCCUGGCUGAGCGUCUGGAGCAACGGCCUGCUGCUGGAGAACGUGGACGAGCACCGCAAGAAGGUCACGCGCUUCUUCCCCAUCGAGUCGCUGCACUACUGCGCGGCGGUGCGCCACGUCAAGGCCGGCCCGAGCAGCGACGCCACGGCCACGCGCUUCUUCCCGCUGGACUCGCCGUUCGCGCGCACGCCCAGCGCCAACCACCCGCCGCUCUUCGCCGCCGUGCUGCGGCGCACCACCGGCAUCAAGGUGCUCGAGUGCCACGCCUUCAUCUGCAAGCGCGACAUGGCGGCCAACGCCCUGGUCCGCUGCUGCUUCCACGCCUACGCCGACAGCCGCUUCGCCAGGGGCCUCGAGCCCGGCUGCAACGGCAGCGGCAACGGCGGCGCCGCUACGCCCACCAACGGCCACCAGCAGCUCAGCAACGGCCAGAGCAACGGCCAGAGCAACGGCCACCACCAGCCCCAGUCGGCCGGCAGCCUGUACCACACGCUCGGCGGCUCGAGCACCACGCUGGCGGACAACAACGGCGGCUCGCCGGUCUCCAAGCUGGAGACCGGCUCCAACGACGACGACUCGAGCAGCCUCUACAACGGCGACGAGAACCACAAGGUCUGGGCGCGCGGCCGCGACGAGAUCGACGGGCUGUACCAGGAACAGGGCACGCUGCGCAGCACCAAGGGCUCACGGCCGCGGCAGCUGAUCGCGCCGCCGCCGCCGCCGCCGCCGCCGCCGCCCGCGCAGCCGCUGCUCGUGCCCGAGGAGACGCCCUCGCGCAAGAAGGCCGCCAAGAAGCUCAAGAAGAUCAAGAGCCGCAGCGACGAGCCGCACCACUUCGCGGCGCAGCAGCUCGUGUACGCCAACGGCCACCACCACACGCUGGGCCACCCGCCGGCGAGGCCGCCCCCGCCGCACGGCUACCCGCACCCGCCGAGGUCGGUCGCCGGCACCCUGGCGCGGCCGGCACCGGUGCUGCUCGUGCCCGCGGCCACGCUACCGCGCAAGGCGCACCACCACCCGCGGGGCAUCAGGCCGAUCCCGGCCGCCGCGCCGAUCGUGCCGAUAUACGCGCCCCUGCCGCCGCCGCCGCCGCCCUCCACCGUCUACUACGGCACCACCGGCAACCGCGGCCGCCGUCACCACCAAGACCCGGCCCUGGACUCGUCCACUCUGGGCAUGCACUCGCGGCGAAUGGCGGCCUCGCACGUCGACCUCACGGCCGCCGAGCAGCCGCGCAACUCCGACAGCCCGGACAACGAGUCGCGCUUCGGCACGGGCAUCUAUCGGCGCAAGGGCCACCUCAACGAGCGCGCCUUCUCGUACAGCAUUCGCGCCGAGCACCGCAGCCGUAGCCACGGCAGCUUGGCGUCGCUCGGCUUUCAAAAUGGUGGUCCAGCGGUCAGCAAGGAGGAGGCCAAGAAAGAUCGCGAGAUCGCCCAGAUGGUCGCUGGUCUGAGCAUCGAUGACGCAGCUGCGGCGCAGCAUAUCAUGAAGAACGGCAAUGGUCACGCCAUCUACCAUCACCAGCAGCCCUUACCCAGGCCGAGGCGCUAACGGUGCAGCAGCAGCAGCACCAGUACCAGCAACCCACAGAAAGAGCAACGAUGGAAUGCUUAUAUAGGCACUCUCGCGCGCCUUCUCUUCCCCCCCCCUCUCUUUCUCGGGGAUAACGGCUUCGUUCGCAAGUGUACGUGUAUUGUGUGUGUGUGUGUGUGUGUGUCUGAGAGAGCUGACUCUGUGGAUGGAUGUUUGGAGAACCGAUAUUUGUCUAUUUUUUUAUUUUUUUUUUAUUUUUACUGUGUCGUUAAGCUAAUUCUCCCAUACUCGAACCAAUGUUCCCGGGCUGAUAUCGAAAAACGAAUUUGAAAACUGCAAUCCUGUACUUACUUCGAAGACCUGCGUCUCUAGACGAGACGAUAAUCCGAAAAUGCAAAAUAGUCUUGUAAACGCAUUUAUAAUGUACGCAUACUUUUACUUUCAAGUAACUAUUUAGAUGAAAAAUCGAGCGAGCAAUGACUGAGACGCCGUGUAUUGUUUUUUUGUUAGUGUUCUCCUAUAGAUCGGCGUUGCGAAAGAGAGAAAGGUGAAUCUCCUCGCUCGGCUUACCGAUAAUAGUGCGAAAUAAUUGAAGUGACGUAAGCCUUCUUCGCCGCGCAGCGCGUCUCGAUAAUCUCGGCGUCUAGCGUGCCAGUUUUUUUUUUUUUUUUUUUUUUGAAGUGUGUAUACAAAGUGCAUUUAAGAUGUAAGUGCGUGCGAACAGUAUUCAAAGCUCAAUGUGUCCCGCGCAAGGCCAUAUAUAUAUACAUAUAUAUACAUAUAUAUUAAAAUGACGUUUUAGAAAGGAGCGACUUUCGAAUCAUGCGCGCGGUCGCGAGAUAUUUCUCCCUUUUUUGUGUUUACACAUGUAUUUUGCACAAAGAAAAAACAAAUAUUACGCGGAAAAAAUUCAAUGGGAAACCCUGAAAUGUGCCAUUCGGACGUUUCGAAUAGACUCCAACGAAAGAUUUUUUUCUUGUUUUAGAUUGUUAAGAACGUGUUUUUUCUCUUUUUAUUGCAUUUUUCAUGUUUAAGGAAUAUUAUACUUGCGUUUUGUAUAGCCAAAAUCAAGACAACUUAUAAUUUUAGCGAACGUUGAUAUUGAACGUUGAUGCCAAUGAGAUUGGAAAGAUAUAGAGAAAACAUAUGUUGUUUUUAUUUUCUCGUUACGAGUAGUAUCUCAUACCCGUGACUAAUCUUUUUCUUCGUUAGAUUAACAAAGGUAUAUCCCCAGUUUGUAGACUUUAAAGCGAAUUUCAAAAGAACGAUACUAGUUAUUCCUUGGCAAUGAAAAAUAUCGUUAUCGAGUUAUCGAAUCAUACGCGAACGAGUCCUCUUUAUUAAUAUAAUAUACUUCUUUUUCUCGCCUACCUUUAUUACGAUGAUUUCCUGUUUAUAUAUGUAUCUCUCUCACUUUUGUAUUGAUUUGCGGUGAGGCUUGACUGAUGAGUCGCGUGCCGAGAAUCAAAAAUGAGAUGAGAAAAAACCGCAACGUAUGUGCCUGCAAUUUCAUGUCCUUUUGCCCUUAUUCCCCCUUGUUCUUUGCAUGUGUUAGCGAAACGCUUGUAUAUUUAAUUAAAUAAAAUUAAAAUAAUGAAACCAUGUUACGACAAAAAAAUAUAAAUACUGAAUAUAAAGUGAAAGUAUAUAUGUUAUACAUACGUAGCUCUUGUCGUGUCAAAGCUCAUGCAAAGACAAUCUAUACAUGUGAAUAUACUGUAAAGGUCUUUGUGAAAGCAAUAAAUAUGAUAUAUGUACAUAAGCAACUAACAUGUGACUUGAAUUAUUUAUUAUUCUUUUAUCCAAGCUUAUUUU